UUUUUUUUAAAAAUGACGGCUGAUGGUUUGGAUGUCGAUAAUUUGAUCACACGGCUUUUGGAAGUUCGUGGCUGCAGGCCUGGCAAGACUGUGCAAAUGACAGAAAAUGAAAUUCGAGUUCUUUGCAUCAAGGCUCGUGAGAUUUUUCUUUCGCAACCUAUUUUGUUGGAAUUGGAGGCGCCGUUGAAGAUUUGUGGCGAUAUUCACGGUCAAUAUAACGACCUUUUACGGCUUUUCGAAUAUGGAGGGUUUCCGCCUGAAGCGAAUUAUUUAUUUUUGGGGGAUUAUGUGGAUAGAGGAAAGCAGAGUUUGGAGACCAUUUGUUUGCUGUUGGCCUACAAGAUCAAAUACCCGGAAAAUUUCUUUUUGCUGAGAGGCAACCAUGAAUGCGCUUCUAUCAAUCGAAUAUAUGGAUUUUACGAUGAAUGCAAACGCAGAUUUUCUAUAAAAUUAUGGAAAACAUUUACUGAUUGCUUCAAUUGUCUGCCAAUUGCUGCUUUGAUCGAUGAGAAAAUAUUUUGUUGCCAUGGAGGUUUGUCACCAGAUUUGCAGAAUAUGGAACAAAUUCGAAGAAUUAUGCGACCGACGGAUGUGCCAGAUACAGGUCUUCUCUGUGACCUUUUAUGGUCUGAUCCAGACAAAGAUGUCCAAGGAUGGGGAGAGAAUGACCGUGGAGUCUCUUUCACUUUUGGGCCUGAUGUAGUUGCAAAAUUUUUGAAUCGACACGAUUUGGAUUUGAUUUGUCGAGCACAUCAGGUUGUUGAGGAUGGUUAUGAAUUCUUUGCCAAACGUCAACUUGUAACACUUUUUUCGGCUCCUAAUUAUUGUGGAGAAUUUGAUAAUGCUGGUGGAAUGAUGUCUGUGGAUGAAACUCUUAUGUGCUCUUUCCAGAUUUUGAAGCCGUCAGAGAAAAAAGCAAAAUAUCAAUAUGCGGGCUUAAACAGCGGUCGUCCAGUUCAAUCACCACAACAGCGUAGCAGUCCAGCUGUUCCGCAACAAUCUCAACAGCAAGGACCUCCAAGCAAGAAGAAAUAAAUGAGGGAUGAAUGAAGGAAGGAAUGUUUUUUGUGUCUAUAUAAUUAAAUUUGGAAGUGAGGAGGUUUAUUUUAUUUUUUGCUGUAUCUGAAGACAGGAAAAAAAUUUUUUUGAAAUUUUUGGAAAAUUUUUUGGGAAUUUUUCGGAGAUUUUUUCCUGCCCUUUUUUCUCUGA
Molecule: messenger RNA, 1209 nt
Organism: Meloidogyne enterolobii
Lineage: Eukaryota; Metazoa; Nematoda; Chromadorea; Rhabditida; Meloidogynidae
Source: the annotation of a GenBank genome assembly